AUGAAGAUUGGACAACAGCUCAGGUUCAUUGUGAUCAACAAGCAGGCCGACUCUUUGUACUCGCUGAUCGCUAAUGGGAAACCCCGCAGAACCUUGUUGAGCCGUGACACGUGGAAGAAGCUGAUUGGGUCACAGGCCUCUUUGCAGCUCGACUGUGUCAAGGACGGUUUUAAUGCCAUAUCUGCCAAAAAGAAGUGGGCGAAAGCAAGAAUCGGUAUCGUUGGUAACAAUAAAGGCAGGUGGUAUUGCAGCAGUCAUAAUUCAAGAAUAGGGUUUGGUACUGGAGGGAAUCCCGAUGACUCAAACACCUGCGGCAACGAGGCAUCUAAUGAGAAACCAGAUAACGGACCCCGACAUAUCAAAGCUUUCGGAUACAUCUUGGUGCAGUAG
Molecule: messenger RNA, 390 nt
Organism: Pocillopora verrucosa
Lineage: Eukaryota; Metazoa; Cnidaria; Anthozoa; Scleractinia; Pocilloporidae
Source: RefSeq, a predicted model, not a curated record